Messenger RNA from Guillardia theta CCMP2712, 1614 nucleotides. RefSeq lists its product as hypothetical. NCBI's taxonomy places the organism in Eukaryota, Cryptophyceae, Pyrenomonadales, Geminigeraceae. Bases 1 to 1614 code for a protein of 537 amino acids. Gene Ontology annotation, biological process: chloride transmembrane transport. The record is from RefSeq and is a predicted model, not a curated record. The transcript is spliced from 8 exons. Gene Ontology annotation, molecular function: chloride channel activity.
AUGCAGUGUAGCAAUUUAGCAGAGAGAGAGGAAGGAGUUGAUGCAAUGAUUGAAACCAACUUACAUGGACAUGCUGGACAGGAGGAGAGGAAGUUCCUCCUGACUGGAGCGAGGAAUGACAAUGCAGCGCUACUGACAAGCAAGGGUUAUGGGUCCAUCUCACAGACGAGCCCUCGCAUCUGCUUCGUCUUCAACGAUUCGUAUCUCGGGGGACAGCGAUCAGCUUGGUUGUCCAAGGUCAGAGCCGCGGGGUUCUGUGUCGAGCAGACGUCGGCGAACCUUGUGGCGAUCGCUGCUCCCGAUGAGAUGCUGCAAUCUCUUGCCAUACAAAGAGGAUCCCACGGCCAACACACGAUGCCAGCCACCCCUGAACGAUCGCUACACGUCCUCCUCUCCGAGUUUGAUCCGUCCCUUGCCGCUUUUCUGGAAGUUCCUGGCCCUUUCUCCAACAGGAGCAGGAAACCAAGGCUAUCGGAGGAGUUGGAAGCUUCUGGCCUGAUCGGAUGGUUUUGGUUGCAUAACGUGGAGUCUGCUGCUACCAUCGCUCCCAAGUACGUCUGGUCGGGAUGCUUCGGCCUCUCUCGGGAGCCGUUGGGAAAAGUGCGCGAUUACUUUGGGACUGAAAUCUCGUGGAACUUGCUCUACAUGAACUUCGUAGCGCGAUGGAUGGUGAUACCUGCAAUGGGAAGCGCAGCCUACAGCUAUGUGACAGUCUUAGCCUUCAUGUCGACUGGAAGCGUCGACAACCCUUUCCUCCCCUUGUUCAGCGUCGGGCUGGUCUUGUGGGGAAUGGUCAUGCUCUUCUUCUGGGGGCGGCUGGAGAGAAGAUACCAGGAGAAGUGGAGGGAGGAUGUAAAUAUUUCAGGGCGAGAUGACGUCAACACAGACGCCGUCCUCGAGACAAAAGUAGACGAUGAGACGGGGGAAGUGAAGUUAUAUUACCCUGAGUGGCGGCACAAGGCGAAGCAGUUUGCAGCCUCGACACUGAUGGCUCCCUGCCUUGUGCUCGUGCUGGGAGCAGGGCUCCUGUCCCUCGACUUCCGGGCACGGAUCAUCAAUCUCGACCCGAAGCUCAUCGAUGGGAUCUCGGUCGGAGGGAUGCUGGGGGGGGUUGCGACGGCUGCGAUCAUCUUCAUUGCUACGAGAGUGGUGUGCUACCACUGGUGUGCCGUCCUCACGAACUGGGAGAACUACACGAAGAGGAGCGGAUACAUCUACAGUCUCGGGGCGAAGUGUUUCCUCAUCGAUCUGGUGACAAACUUGCCUGUUCUGAGGUUCAGCGCUGACUGGGACUGGUGGGUGUGUACAUCCGUCUUCUCCUACUUCGAGGCUUAUCUCCUCCAGCGCCGGGCAGAUGCCGAAGUGCGUCCCCAUCCUCACCCUUCCCCCGGCGGCAACUUUUGGAUGCGAUCUAUCUUCUUCAUCAUGCUCCUGGGUCUCGCGGUUCAGAUCCCCCUCAUCCUCUUCUGCAGCAAGGCUCUCACCUUCUGGCUGCCGAGCAUCACGCUCGAGGAUCGCUGGGGCAUCUUCAUCCUCCUAGAGAUCCUCGUGUUGGUCCUGUCCUCUUACGUCCUGUCCAAGGAGUUCCGAGGGGAGGAUGCGGAGGGGAAGUGA